CCCGCCGGGCUCUUUAACUUUUCACAGCUCUCAUGGAGUUCUUCUGUGGAACCGUGGAGCAGAACCGACCCGGAAAAGGCUCCUGCAGCAUCUGAUAACUCAGAGUCCACAAUGGUUCUGAGCCCGUCCAACACUACCCGACUGAAGUAUAUGUCCCUGGGGGUGCUGGUGCUGCAGACCACCUCGCUGGUGCUGACCAUGCGCUACUCCCGUACCGUAAAGGAAGACAGUCCCACCUAUCUGGCCUCGUCUGCUGUGGUGUCCGCUGAAGUCCUCAAGAUCUUCACCUGCAUCUUCCUCGUUUUGAUAGAAAACAAUUACAGUGCUCGAGCCAUGAACCUGCUGCUGAAGGAGGAGAUUGUGAACAAGCCUGUGGAGACCAUGAAGCUGGCUGUGCCUGCAGGGAUCUACACUCUGCAGAACAAUCUGCUCUAUGUUGCCUUAUCCAACCUGGACGCAGCCACCUAUCAGGUCACAUAUCAGCUGAAGAUCCUCACCACGGCGCUGUUCUCCGUCUCCAUGCUCGGGAGGAGGUUGGGCCUCUACCAGUGGCUCUCCCUGCUCCUCCUCAUGGCUGGGGUCACUCUGGUUCAGUGGCCCGCAGAGUCUGGGGGUGACUCAGAGCAGAAGGUGCUGACCGCCAGCUCCCAGUUCAUCGGACUCAUGGCCGUGCUGAUGGCCUGUGUGUCAAGUGGUUUCGCUGGAGUUUACUUUGAGAAGAUCCUUAAGGAGACCAAACAGAGCGUGUGGGUCCGUAACAUACAGCUGGGUUUGUUCAGCUUUGUGUUUGGGUUUAUAGGAAUGUUGGUGUACGAUGGCCAGAGUGUAAAAGAGUCCGGGAUGUUUCAGGGCUUUAACACCAUCACCUGURCAGUAGUUGUCCUGCAGGCUGUGGGUGGGCUGGUCGUUGCCGUGGUCAUCAAAUAUGCAGACAACAUUCUGAAAGGAUUCGCCACCUCGCUGUCAAUCAUCACGUCCACUCUCAUCUCCUACUUUCUCCUAAACGACUUUAACCCCACAGGGAUGUUUUUCUUCGGGGCAGUGCUGGUGAGUGUUGCUACGUUCCUUUACAGCUACGAGGGGAAACCUGCCAGCAGUGCCGUCAAGGUGUAGUCAGAGUGGGGAGGAUCUGUGGGCUGAGCUGCCUGACGGAGCGGAGAUGGCAGCCCCCACUUCAACAUGCAGAGCAGGACUCUGCAAACUGUGACAACCCUGGACUCGUGAAUGAAGGGAGAAACAACUGAAACUGCUGAAUUUUGCCAAACAACUACAGAAAAUAAAUGGCUGCUAUUCAUAAAUGAGAAAAGCAGCUACUCUAACAUUUCUUCAUUAAGAUUCUACCUACAGCAGAAACAGAGUCAAACUGCUGCACCGACACACACUGGAGCAGGACAAUAAAGUGCAAUCUGAAGGAGAUCAUGCCAGCAGCAGGUCGAGACACACACACAUGGAAACGUGUUUCACUGUUUACCUGUGUUCUGAAGGGAAAUGGGGGGAAAUAGAAAAAAAGCACCAAUGGUUCUGCUGAUGUCUGGGAGAGUUAAGAGAGCAGAGUCUCCAUCUAGUGCUGGAGCGAAGAACUGAGAUGCUGCAAAGAGGAGGGGUUACCUCUGCCAAAGAUGCUGAAUGUUUUUCAUUUAAGAUGUGAUCAAUCUUAAAGAGAAGGAACGGUUCUGCUUUCUGCUCACCCUCAUAUUUAUUUUUACAAGCUGCUCUUCAACCAUUAUUUAAAUGCAAAAUAAAAAUCCUUACAGACGA
Austrofundulus limnaeus is the source of this 1758-nucleotide messenger RNA. RefSeq names its product UDP-N-acetylglucosamine transporter. Gene Ontology annotation, cellular component: Golgi membrane. Gene Ontology annotation, biological process: pyrimidine nucleotide-sugar transmembrane transport. The record is from RefSeq and is a predicted model, not a curated record. NCBI's taxonomy places the organism in Eukaryota, Metazoa, Chordata, Actinopteri, Cyprinodontiformes, Rivulidae. Gene Ontology annotation, molecular function: pyrimidine nucleotide-sugar transmembrane transporter activity. Bases 112 to 1113 code for a protein of 333 amino acids. The transcript has 8 exons.